UCUCCCUCUUCCCCGGCACUGCAGUGCUGGUUGUGAUUGCACACACACGCGCACACACACACGCCACACACCACACACACACACGCUCUCACACAGCGGAGUGUAGCUGAGAGACAGGGACUGCAGCAGCAUGCACCAGCCGCGUCUGAUCUGUGUGGUGACAUGAGGAAGAAGAACUGGGAAGAGGAUAUAGCGUAGCAGCGUCUUACACAACCCAACCCCCAUGCGUACGGUCGCUACAUCUCUGCUCUGCAGCAGUGGCAACGGUGCAUUUCAAGAGCGGACAGCUUAUGUUAUCUUCCCCCUCUGACUGCACUGCCUCUGCAUCCAUCCCAUUCACUCUGUUCCUCCCACUCCACCUCUUCCUCAUCCUCCCAACCACGGCAUCAUUAGGCAGGACUACAGACCGUCCGGGAUCACCAACGGCAAUCACUGGAUGCUCAGGUUUGCCCUCUCUGAAGGAGUCGUGGUGGAGAUGCUAAAUCAUCAUUACCUCCAUUAACAACCGGAUUCUAAUCUAGCUCAGGAGACAAGGAGAAAAAACCACCCCAAACAACGAAAAAGGAGUCUUAGAUGUUUGUGACGCUCUUUGUCGGCGCUGUUGGGUAGUUGAUUAGUUUCUUCUAUUUGCUUGAUUGUUUUUAUCUUCUCUGAGACUGGCUAGCAGGCACUGCAGCACCAGGAAGGACUGCAGGAGCCGUGAAGGGUAGGGCAUGAGGACCCAGGGGCGAGCCAGUGGAAGGGCUUGAGCUACCAUUGCAGCCCCUGCUGCUGCUGAGGUGCUUAUCUUGAUUUUUUUUCUCCAGAAAGGGCGGCUGGUUGGGGUGGGUUGUGACAGUGCAGGUACUCAGGACCCUGCAGAGCGGAGUGGGUGGCUCUGGCAUAGAGGAGCCAGGCAGGGAGGCAGGACGUCCUGUGGGAAAGGAGGAGAGAAGAGAAGAAGAAGGGCUGGCUCAGGCUCGGGCCCCUGAUGGUGGCUAUUUUUAUCUCCCCUAGCUGAGUGAUUGGGGACAGCCGGUAAAGAGAAAGAUGCUUAUGGGUGCGGGACGAGACACGGCGCGGGAUGAGGCCCAGAAGCUUCACCGGAAAUGGCUGAAGCACCAGGCCUUCAUGACCGAGCUGGCCCGCAACAAAGAAUGGCUGGCCAAGAUAGAGCAGGAGGGGCAGGAGCUGAUCGAUGAGAAGCCGGAGCUGCGUUCGGUGGUGCAGCAGAAGCUGGAGGAGAUCAGGGAGUGCUGGACGGACCUGGAGAGCACCACCAAGGCCAAGGCCCGAGCUCUGUUUGAGAACAACAAGCCAGAGCCGGUGGUGAAGAGCUACUCAGACCUGGACCACCAGCUCUCUGGCCUGGAGAAACAGCCCCCACAGCUGGAGCAGGCUCACCAUCUGCCCACCUUCAAUGAGCAGCUGCAUAAAUUCCAGUCUCAGAUGGGGGACUUGUACAAGGACGUAGGGGAACUAGGGUCCCUCCAGGGGGUGUGCCUCCCCCAGCGAGGCAGCCUGGUGAAAGGCGGGGAGGGAGAAGGGGGCGAGCAGCCAGCUGUGGUGGAGACCCGCAUCGUGCGCCUCAUCGAGCCCCUGAAGGAGAGACGUCGCAUCCUGCUGGCCUCCAAGGAGAUGCAUCAGGUCGCCCAGGACCUGGAGGAAGAGAUACUGUGGAUCCAGGAGCGGCUUCCUCUGGCUUCCUCUAAGGAUUACGGCAACAACCUGCAGAGUGUUCAGCAGCAUGUAAAGAUCAACCAGACGCUGCAGAGGGAUCUGCAGGGUCGCCAGGCGCGCGUUGAGGAGGUGUUGGACCGGGCGGGGAUCAUCGCCUCUCUGCGGACCCCCGAGGUGGACUUUGUGCGCGAGGGGGCAGGGCACGUGCGUCAGCUUUGGGAGGUGCUGAGGCUAGAGGCGGAGAGGAGGUCUGUGAUGUUGGAUGUGGUGCUGCAGGCCCAGCAGUAUUACAGCGAGGCGGCCAAGGUCGAGUCCUGGCUGGCAGGCCAGAAACUGCACCUCAUCAGCGAGGAGAAGGGCAUGGAUGAAGCAAGCACCCUGCAGCUGCUGAAGGAGCACCUGGCCUUGGAGGCGAUGGUGGAGAACUACGCUGAGACAGUGGGCAUGCUCUCCCAGCAGUGUCAGAGACAGCUGGAACUGGCACACCCAGACAGUGAGGGGAUCACCAAGCAGCAGUCCCACAUAGACCGUCUGUACGUGUCUCUGAAGGACAUGGUGGAGCACAGGAAGACCAAGCUGGAGCAGCAGUACUGGAUGUACCAGCUCAACAGAGAGGUGGAGGAGUUAGAGAAGUGGAUCACUGAGCGGGAGGCCGUUGCCAGCUCCACUGAGCUGGGCCAAGACCUGGAAGAUGUCACGAUGCUACAAGAAAAAUUCACCAAGUUCUGCUCAGAAACAAACAGCAUAGGCCAACAGAGGAUGGAGCAGGUGAAUAAGAUGGUGAACGAGAUGAUAGACUGCGGCCACACGGACGCGGCCACCAUCGCUGAGUGGAAGGAUGGACUGAACGAGUCAUGGGCCGACCUACUGGAGCUCAUGGAAACCCGAGGACAGAUGCUGACAGCGUCAUACCAGCUGCACAAGUUCUUCACCGACUGUAAAGAGGUCUUGGUUCAGAUUGCGGGGAAGAUGAGGCAACUACCAGAGGUGAGGGCGUGCCAAGCCAGCAUCGCCAACCCAGCCACGCUGCAGAGGCUCAUGCGCUCGUUUGAGCACGCCCUCCAGCUGCUUGUCUCACAGGUAAGGCAGCUGCAGGAGAACGCGGCCCAGCUGAGGGCCAUCUACGCCGGGGAAAAGGCAGAGGCCAUCAUGAGCAAGGAACAGGAAGUGAUGUCAGCAUGGAAGGAGUUGCUGGUUUCCUGUGAGGCUAGUCGCGUGCAGGUCACCUCGGUGACAGACAAGGUCCAGUUCUUCUCAGUGGUGCGUGAGCAUCUCAUGUGGAUGGAAGGCAUCAUGGGACAGAUUGGAGGGGACGACCCCAGGGAUUCGUCCUCUGCGGAGGUGAUGAUGAAACAACAUGGUGAGCUGAAAGCCAAGAUGGACGGCCGCAGUAAGACCCUACAACAGUGUGUCGAGCUGGGAAAGAUCCUGUUGGCCGCAGGCAACCCAGCAGCUGAGGAGAUAAAGGAGAAGUUGGACACACUCCUGGCUAAGCAGAAGGAUCUCUCUGAGAGAUGGGACAAACACCAGGAAAAGCUACAGCGCAAGAAGGAUCAGUUCCAGUAUGCCCAGGAGACGGUGAAGGCGGAGGCCUGGCUGAAGGCCAAGGAGCCGCUAAUCAACUCCAGCUCCAACUCCAGGGAGGCUGGGGGUGCUGGAGGAGAGGCCCAGGCUCAGACUGACGAGGUGGAGCAGCUCAUCCUCCGCCACGAGGCCUUCCGUAAGGCUGCAGCCACCUGGAAGGAGCGCUUCAGCUCACUGAGACAGCUCUCCAACGCAGAGAAGCUGAGAGAAGAACAGAGCAGCAAGCCUGCCCCAACGCCACUCUCCAGUCGGAGGAUGUUCCCAUCGUCCUGCCUCACUCCGACCUUUCCCCUUGCUACCUCAACUCUGCUGAGGCAGACGGUCCAGCUGCAUAUUGAGCCCAGGCCCAAGCAGACUAGUCUGGGGAUAGCUGCCUCUGCCUCCACUGCAGCCCAGAGGUUGGGUUCUACCAUGGCCAGCUACACUCCUGUCAUGAAUGGCUCCAGUUACCAUGGACUGGACCAUCAGAGCAGCAGCGGGGGGUUGGAGAGUUCUAACUACCCUGGGAUAAACCAUCAGGCCGGAGGAGGUGUGGACAGCAGCUCCAGUUACCUUGGAGUGAACCAUCAGACUGCCCUCCCACCAGUGGAUAGUUCUGGCUACCUUGGACUGAACCAUCAAAGCAGUGGGGGUAUGGUUAGUCCAGGCUACCUACCUCAAAAUCAAAGUAGUGGGGGUAUGGGUAGUCCAGGUUACCUGCCGCAAAAUCAAAGCAGUGGGGGUAUGGGUAGUCUAGGCUACCUGCCGCAAAAUCAAAGUAGUGGGGGUACGGGUAGUCCAGGCUACCUACCACAAAAUCAAAGUAGUGGGGGUAUGGGUAGUUCAGGCUACCUGCCGCAAAAUCAAAGUAUUGGGGGUAUAGUUAGUCCAGGCUACCUUGCGCAAAAUCAACACAGUGGUGGUAUGGGUAGCUCAGGCUACCUUGCACAAAAUCUUAGUAGUGGGAGUAUGGGUAGUUCAGGCUACCUGGCUCAAAACCAUCAAAGCAGUGGUGGUAUGGGUAGUUCAGGCUACCUGGCUCAAAACCAAGGUAGUGGGGUUAUGGGUAGUUCAGGCUUCCUUGCGCAAAACCAAUGUAGUGGGAUUAUGGGUAGUUCAGGCUACCUUGCGCAAAAUCAAAAUAGUGGUGGUAUGGGUAGCUCAGGCUACCUUGCACAAAAUCUAAGUAGUGGGGGUAUGGGUAGUUCAGGCUACAUUGCACAAAACCAAGGUAGUGGGUGUAUGGGUAGUUCAGGGUACCUUGCGCAAAUCCAAGGUAGUGGAGGUAUGGGUAGUUCUAGCUAUCUGCCUCAAAGUGGUGGGGUCAUGGACCCCAAAAUGGCAUAUGCGUGGCAGCAUCUGAAAGCCGACUGCAUGCAGCCCAGGAUCAACCAUAUCCACAAGGCUGUCAACCCCCUCCUGGAGGCCAGCAGGGCACAGAGGGAACAGUUUGGGGACAUCCCCAUGGUAGACAUGAUCGGGCCAGAGUCCGGCCUGGAGCUCCUCCAUGGCAGGCUUCAAAGGGACCCCCGCGGCAGCCGCUCCGACCCCCAGAUGGACCACCUGCGGCGGGAGAGGGAGUACAAGCUGGGCCGCCAGACCUCCAGCGAACAGGAGAUCCAGGCGCGGCUCAACGAGCUGCCAAUGAUCGUGCGUCAGGAGCGCUAUAGGCGACGCCUGGAGAGGCAGUCGUCCAGCGAGCAGGAGGGCAGUGGGAAGGCUAGGACACCGAGGCAGGACGACUCCAGCGACAUGGAGUCAGCCAAGGAAGGCUCUGACAAACGCUCAACAGAGAAGAGAGCCACCACAAUGGCUGAGAUUGUGGAGCAGGCCCAGGAGAGAGAGGCAGCACAAGCCAGAGGGGAGACGUACCGCCCCACCAGCAGCCUCUCAGCACCCGUGACCUACGAGCGCCCGCGCGCCCGAGACCGCCCCAAACCCCGCAGGAGACCCCGCCCCAAAGAGCCUGAGGAGAAGCGGCGCUCUCGCUCGGCUCCAGCCCAGAGUCCGGCGCAACUCUUGCCGCCCUCACACACUGCCCAUAACGAAGGCUUCCUGUACCGCAAACACGACUUUGAGGGCCAGCAAAAGAGUCCCAGCAGUAAGUCGUGGGUGAACUUGUAUUGCGUGUUGUCAAAAGGAGAGAUCAUUUUCUACAAGGACGCCAAGAGCAUCACCACACCUUACAAUGAAGAAACCCCACUCGACCUGAGCGUCUGUAUAUGUGAUAGCACCAUGGGAUACAAGAAGAAGAAAAAUGUCUUCGUUAUCAAGAAAAAUGAUGGCAAUGACUAUAUUUUCCAUGCAAAGGAUGAGGAGGACCUGAAGGCUUGGGUCACUAACAUCACCACCAGUAUAACUGAACACGAGGAGAUCGCCAAGUGGGACAAACCCACAACCUCGUCCACAGAUCCCGACCGCUCAGAGAGGAAAGAGAAGUCAGAGGGUGACGCAGAUGCCAGGUCAGAGAGAUCUGAGAUGGGAGGAGAGGUGGAGGAGGAAGAGAGGUCCGAAAAGGAUAGGUCUGAGAAGGGAGAGGGGUCCGAGAAGACAGGCGAGGGCUCCGAGAAGGCAGACACGUCGGAGAGGGGUGAGAUGGCAGAGGGAGGGGCAGGGGGCUCCAGCACGUCAGGGAAGAGCAAAUGAUCCCCGCUAAGUGGAGGAGUGGACUGCAUCCAACCAUCUUCCCGCUCCAUCCUAACAUUACCCUAAGACACCAGACGGUGGUGAGCAAGCGAGACGGAGGGAGAGUGUGUGCAUUUUUGUGCAUAUCUUCUCUCUCUUUCUCUCUCUCUCUCUCUAUAUAUAUCUCACUGUCUCUCUCUCUCCCUGUGACAUCCUGAGGCUUGGGUCCUUGGACUACCUAAUGUUAACUGUGACAGACUGAUCGUUCAGCCCCUAUCCCAGGCAAAAUACAUCAAUGCUUGUAUUGCAUUUUGGCCCUUGCUGGUAAAUUGGAGGAUGGAGGAGAUGAACCAGCGCCACCGUGUGGUCACAGGCAUUCGUCACAGUCACAACUCAUUGAUAAUUUAUCUCUUGGAUUCACAGCAUCUCUCAGUAUAUAUAAAUAUAUAUAUAUAUAUAUAUAUAUAUAUAUAUAUAUAUAUAUAUAUAUAUAUAUAUAUAUAUAGUAUAUAAAAUAUACCUAUGACUGACUAUGUAAUGCUCUAGAAAAACCCAAGCAAUGGUGAAUGAAAUGUCUCACAAUAUUUUGAAAAAGCUUUUUUUCUGAAGCAAUAUACUUUUUUAUUUCUUCUCUUUGUUUGAGAGAGAGGGAAAGGAGACAAGAAACAGUUACUUAUUAUUCAUUAUAUGAUUGGUCACAUUCAUCAUCAGCUUGUUUCCAGCAGGUCAGCAGCACCUUAAACACUUUCAACACAUCUGUGUAUACUCAGCAUAUUGACAUUUCAAACUCACUUCAUCUCUAUAUCUGAGUCAUGCUGUCAUGAUGGAAUGCUGGUAUUACCUAUGUGUGUUAAUAAUGGAACUGAUCAACACACGUGUUUCUCUUCUGAACUUUUGGAUUAAUCGUGCACAGGCUCAUGGCAUGCCAGGAGUAAAGGUGAAUUAGGGUUGCCAACUUAAGCAAAACUCAAUCACCCCCAAGAGUCUAUUUGAGGAGGCAAUGCCAAACUUAACCCACUUGUAGUGCCAGGCCUGUGUCUACAUCUCACUUAUUAAAUCUAACCAUCCAUGGCAUGACAUUGUAUAGUGCACCUUUUACUUUAAUGAAAAGUAAUGUUCUUCAUGGUCUUGAAGUUGACCAGUUCUGAAAUGAAUUUGGCUGUGCAAUAGUUUAAUCUAAAGGAAAGUACUGUGUAAAAUGCUAACAUCAUGGUAUAAUUCUGGAAUCCUGAAGAACGUUCUAAAGGCUUCUCUUCGGGGAUCUUAAACUCUCCCCACAUGAAGUAUGGUGAUAGGAAGAUAUGUUUUAACGACAGAGCAGAGAAAGUUCUCCACAUUACAAGCCCAAGUCAGACAUCCUUCAUGCUUCUUUCGAAUUCUAUUUGAUCUGAGACAAGAAGCAGUAUAACCUCAUUGCUGUUUUUAUUAUAUUACUGCAAUAUAUUUCAUAAGGAUUGUAAUUGUUGCACUAGUGAAAAUACAAUAGUUACAUCAAUAUUAGAUGAACCUCAGAAUAUAUUAUUAACUACUUCUCCCUCCCUGUUUUCUUGCACUCUGAGUUGAAACCAAUAGAAAAUGAUAGUCAGUCAGAGGGGAUUUAUCUAGUCAUGAAAUUGUACAUAAGCUACAUGGCCAAAAGUAUGUGGACAAAGGCUCCUGAGUGGUGCAGUUGUCUAAGGCACUGCAUCUCAGUGCUAGAGGCGUCACUAUAGACCCUGGUUCGAUUCCAGGCUGUAUCAUAACCGGCCGUGAUUGGGAGUCCCAUAGAGCGGCGUACAAUUGGUCCAGCGUUGUCCGGGUUUACCGGGGCAGCUCUAGCAGGGCAAAAAUUAGACAAACUGACUUGUUGGAAAGGUGGCAUCCUAUGAUGGUGCCACCUUGAAAGUCACUGAGCUCUUCGGUAUGUGCCAUUCUACUGCCAAUGUUUGUCUAUGGAGAUUGCAUAGCUGUGUGAUGGAUUUUAUACACCUCUCAGCAACAGGUGUUGCUGAAAUAGCCGAAUCCCCUAAUUAUCAAGGGGUGUCCAGUGUCCACAUACUUUUGUGUAUCUUUGAAUGUAUACCAAUAAAUUCUAUACUCUAAUUAACGGAGUUCUAUGUACUGAAGUGGGUUAAGAUUAAAACAUUUCUCUUAACUCCACACAAAUUAAAUGGGGAAAACACAUCAGUCAAUUACAAUAUUACUGUUUAUUCCAUUUAAAUGAAAAAUAUGCAGAUUAGGAGUCAUCUUUCAAAGGAUAUAUACACCAAUAUCUAGUUACAUUUUACACUUUACAAGGGAAAAGAGUGCUGGACAGGUACAUUUGUUGUGUAUAUAUAAAUGUGUGUAUUUCAAUGAAUUGAUCAUACGGACUUGAUACAGACAGUUUUUUCUAUUAGUAGCUGAAUCCAGUCAGGCAAGUGAAAUAUUAUAAGAACAGUGCUGUUGCGAGGGAUAGGUCUACAGGCCAUUUACUUGAACUGGUUAAAUGGCUUGAAUGAUAACAAAGAACUUGGUAGACUAAAUGCUACUGUAGUUUAUUUGUUAACUCUGGAGCUGAUCAGUCUGGUAUCCAGGCUACACACGUUUUAGCUGUGACUCAUGGGCUGUGACUUCAAAGCUAAAUACAACCAUACAUCCCACAAUUUUUUUUUUGCUUAAGCCUCGGUCAUAUUGGAUGAUUAAUUAUAAACAUAUUGAUAAGAACAUUCAUAAACACAAAGAAAAUGUAAGAUUAGUACUGUUCAACUCAUAAACUUCAAUAGCCAGCAUAGUUUGACAUUUGGUCGACUGUGUUUAUUUUUAUGUCACUCUGAACUUCAAGUUUCAAAUGGGCCACUUUUAUAAUCUUUACAGAUAUGUUUUAUCCGAUUCCCAAAUGCCCCAUAUCAUGGACCUGCCAAAUCAAAAUGACUGCUUAAACUGGUCUGUGUGUAAUGUAGUAUUAGUUAUAACCAAAUUUAUAAAACAUAUAAAAAAUAAAACCUUAUCAAGCCUUAUCCCCAAAACAAUGGAAACCAGUAUUUUGAAAAUGAAUUAAUUUAACAAAAGACAGAAUACAGACUGUUCCAUUUGACUCAGGAUGCAAAUACUGGCACUUAUUGACUUUGGCAUUAAAGUGUUAUGACCCACUCAACAGUCAGGAGUCUAACUGCAGCUUGUUGAUUAGACGCAGUUAACUUAUUGGUAACACUUGAAAAUGUCACAAUAUAUGUGUUAUGUCCUCUGUUACAACGUGGACAAGUAACUGUUGAGAAACUGUCAAUUACAGUAUAACAACAAAAUGUCUAUUGUAGGUGGUUAUUAUAGGUACCACACCAUUCUAUAUUACAGGCUUUAAAAACUAAUGCUACCUAAAAUUGUAAUUUAUUUGUAGGCCUAUAGCCAAUUGUUUUUAGUGUAACCUACUCCUCUGGAAUUGAGCCUUUCAUUGCAAUACAUAUUGGUUAGUUAAACAUUAGUAGCUGUUUCUUUUAUUCUCCUCUGUGGAAAGAAAGAGAGGCUCUACUUUGCACAUGAUGUAUAGUUCCUCCAAUAUAAUUAGAAUGAUAAUUAUAUGGUUCUAAUUCUAUUCAUUCCAAUUUAUGGUUCCUCCAUCUACAUUCUUAUCAGAGAAAUCCCCAUUGUCUUAGCACAUCGAUUCCGCCUGCACUGAUGAGCGUUGCGUUGGAGUGACACGAUCUGACGUUAGACAAUGAGAAAUCCCAUCACUUCAUGAAACAAACAGGUUAAUGAUACUACAGUACCUACUAAACAAACAGAAAUACUACAAAACCUACUAAACCCACAGAAACAAAGCUCUUGACCUCAUUGCUGGUGAAAAGUGUUUUUGUGAUUUUGUGUUUUUCUUGUCUCAGAUACAGUGUCACAGUGUACCUUAAUGAUACCUAUACCUUGCUGCUAUGACAUUUUCUCUAUGUAAACCUCCUUACUUGCUGAUGCAAAAUUGACAUGAACAUUGGUGUAUGCUUAACACAGAGGUGUUAAGCCAAGAUUUUUUCUAAAAGUCAUCAUCAACCAUCCUCCACAGAUCACUAGACACAUGAUGCAUUCUAUAUAGUAGUGGGAGAUUAAGAAAUUCCUGAUGUUGCAGCCAUUCACAGUGUUUAAAAAUCAAAGUCAAUUUAAUUGAUUGACUAGAGAAAGUUAAGAGAUUCCUGUGUAAGGGAUUAAACUCAGUAUAAUAACAAAUUAAACAACUUUUGGGGGAAAAUUAGUAAACCUUGCCAGAGAGUACAAUUUUUGAGAUAAGCUUUCAUAAAGGUCAAUUAUCUUGAUUCUGAGGGGGUAUACAAACUGUCAUUAUAAUACCUCAUGACAUAAUCACCAAUUUGCAUAGGAAAACACUUAUUAGAAUUCAUGGACUUAAUCCAUAUGACCAGCUAUGAGCUCCAUGCUCCAAUCUCCACUUCUUAAUGCCUUUGUGCAUUUAACACAUGGAGCAAAAUGUCAUGUGUCAUGAUGAUACACUUAUAUAGGCAUAAUGACACAGUUAUGCAUACACUUUCAACUAAAGUAUUCCCUGUAUUUAACUAAGUCAUUUGAUUUAUUUUUUGUAAGAAGAAAAAUGCAGACAGUGUCUUCCACACCUUGUAGUAUUCAUAAAGCCAUCUGGGGAUAGUAACUGAACCACAUAGCUCUGAUAACCUAAGGGAUUAAGUCAGUGAUGGACGUCAACUGAAGGGCUGGGCCUUUAAAAAAAAAAAAUGUUUCUGUUUAGAGUUAAUAACGCUUCCGAUCAUUAAGCUUGAAAUCUUUGCUUGGUACAAAAUAAAAUGUUUUACUCUGUAUUCUGCAGCCCUCUAAUAGCAGAUCAGUGAAAGGCUGAAACACAUCAGUGCUACUCGCAGUUUUCAAGAGGUGCAAGUGGAAACAUGAAUAAUUGAUGAGGUGGAAGAAGAAAUGUCAUGCAACUUUUGUUUUGCACUAAAGCACUGCCCCAUUGCACAGUGUAAAAUGCUAGUGGUGACGCAGGGUCUAUAAGAAAUAUACAUGUAUACAGUAUUGCACAAAGUCUGCACAACUCAAUGUAAGUAUUUUAAGAAUGUACAUUUUAAUUCUGAUUUGUUUAUUAAAUAGACUGGAGUAACAUCUGCCAAUAUCUGUCUGUUGAAAUAUGAAACAUAUUGUCUCAUAAACUCUGUUCAUCCCUUAA
This is a messenger RNA of Salmo salar (Atlantic salmon), 10981 nucleotides long. RefSeq names its product spectrin beta chain, non-erythrocytic 4-like. Gene Ontology annotation, molecular function: protein binding; phospholipid binding. The record is from RefSeq and is a predicted model, not a curated record. Lineage: Eukaryota; Metazoa; Chordata; Actinopteri; Salmoniformes; Salmonidae.